GAGCCCAAUUUGGAAGUGUAAUAAUGGAAAUUAGAAAUAUACUAAACGUAACUCUUACUCAAAAAAAAAAGGCAUCAGGCAGUGAUCCUCUGCACUCAACCCUUCUGAGAAAUUUUUUCAAACAAUGAAAUCUGCGACGUGGCACUUAUCCAGCCACUGUAGAAUCAAAUCUUGUCUCCCUUGCUUUUGCUAAAUUCUAACUACUCCUUUGAGUCACUCUCUCUCAUUUUACUCCCGUCACUUUCUCGGGAAAAUACACAGAAAAGAACCAAGAAUUGCCGAGGAAGUUUACAAUUCAGCCAUGAAUGAACCUCGGCGACCAGGCCGUACGAACCUAGCUUCAUGUAUAGUGGCUACGGUCUUCUUAGUCCUCGCCGUCGCAGUUAUUGUCAUCGUUUACCUCUGCGUCUUCAAGCCUAAAGAUCCAAAGAUCGCCGUCCACGCCAUGAGGUUCCCGACGUUCUCAAUCUCCAACGGCUCUGUCGACUUCACCUUCUCUCAGUACGUGGCCGUCAAGAACCCUAACCGCGAUGCCUUCACUCACUACGACAGCUCAGUCCAGCUCGUCUACUCCGGCAGCGAGGUAGGGUUCAUGUUCAUUCCGGCCGGCAAGAUUGAUGCCGGGAGGACGCAGUACAUGUUGGCAACGUUCGCCGUGAAGUCGUUUCCGGUGACGCAGGCGCCGUUGAGUGGGGUGACGGCGUUGAAUGAUGGAGUGGGUGGGGUGGGCAUGGGAAUGGAGCCCACGAUGGAGAUCGAGUCAAGGAUGAAGCUUGUGGGUAGGGUUAGGGUAUUGUGGUUCUUCACACAUACAGUUGAUAGCAGAGUGAGCUGCAGCGUUGCCAUUGAAGUGAGUAACGGCUCUGUACUUGGAUUUCAUUGCUGAUGAUUUUGUCAGAACUCCAAAUUUUAUGGGAAAUUGCAUAUAAUUUCGUCAUUCCAUGCCA
Molecule: messenger RNA, 947 nt
Organism: Vitis riparia (riverbank grape)
Lineage: Eukaryota; Viridiplantae; Streptophyta; Magnoliopsida; Vitales; Vitaceae
Exons: 1
Coding region: 302-886 (194 amino acids)
Source: RefSeq, a predicted model, not a curated record